Molecule: messenger RNA, 447 nt
Organism: Oppiella nova
Lineage: Eukaryota; Metazoa; Arthropoda; Arachnida; Sarcoptiformes; Oppiidae
Source: the annotation of a GenBank genome assembly
AUGCUUAGCAAUGAAAUCUGUCCGUUUGAUUACAUCAAAGUAUAUGACGGCGGCUCAGAUCAGGACCCAAUCAUAAAUACUUAUUGCGGACAACAGCGUAAUCUUAUGGUGUAUUCUUCGGGAGAGAAUCUGUUCGUUCAGUUCAAUACACUGAAGAGGACGGCCGACAGUCAGAACAGAGGCUUUUCGGGAUGGUUUGAGUUCAGCGAACGAUUCGUUAAUCUCGGUUUUAUCGGCAAAAAUGACGGCCAACACAUCAAAGGCACAGAAUGUGACCAAAAAAUAUUGAGCCGUAAAGAAUCAAACGGAACCGUCUAUUCACCAAACUAUCCAUUUUUAUACCAUUCAAACAUUGUCUGCAAGUAUUAUAUCUACGGUUUGCAAGACUCUCAACAUUUGGAAAGAGUGAACAUCGAGUUCGAGAAGUUCGAGAUUCCGGCCACCGAU